Molecule: messenger RNA, 2658 nt
Organism: Nomascus leucogenys (northern white-cheeked gibbon)
Lineage: Eukaryota; Metazoa; Chordata; Mammalia; Primates; Hylobatidae
Gene: CCDC106
Product: coiled-coil domain containing 106
Cellular component (GO): nucleoplasm
Source: RefSeq, a predicted model, not a curated record
UUUCAUCCUGUUCUAUUGAAUUCUCCACCCAUGAACCUGUAGUUUGGAAAAGACCAAUCUAGGGCAGGUGGCUCCCCCUGGAAUUUUUGGACCAGGCUGCAGUUUAUCUGUAAAGUGGGGAGGGGAGGAUCAUGGUCACAGCUUUGCAGGCGGUGCAGACAUUUAGAUUCUCCCUCCAUCGGGUUAAGACCUUGCUCUCCUAAGGGCUGGCCACAGUCCGGAGCUUGGAUGCUUCUGGUGAACCGGAGAGGCAGGUGGAGCUGAGCCUGAAGCUUAAUAAACAUCUGCUUAUUAAUUCAUUUUUGUUGCCUGUCUAUUUUGUGCCAGGCACUGUGAUAGGCCUCAUUUGCUCUUCCGACCUCUUUUUUUGGGAGGAAGAACAAAUCUUCCGUUCAUACUCCCCAGAGUGGGAAAGAGCCUCCCUGAGGCUGCGAUCAUACCCCACCAUCUGACCUCAAAUAAUACCAGCAGCGCUCCUCUCUUCAGCCCUGACUAUGGCCAGGUGCUGGGCUGAGCUUCUGUGUGUCACAUCACUGCUGCAUCCUCACAAGAAAUUGAUAAGGGCUUGUAAUUUCCCCAUUUUACAGGUGAGUUAACAGGCUGGGGAGGAGCAGGAACAGUCAGGACUGGAAUCUAGCUCUGCUCCAAAGCCAGCUCUUAAUUACCAACAUGGGGAUGGGGGGGCGUGUUCCUGGCCGUCAUUUUCCGGGAGAGGGGUAACUAUCCCCAUUUUGGCCCCUACAUCCCUGAGAACCUUGGGGUCUGGCUGUAGGAGGUGGGGGAACUCUGGGGGGUCCGCGCUGGCUAGUUCCUGAGAGAGCGUUAAAAGUAGAUUCUCCUUUCGCUCCAACUUUCCCGGUGUCUCAAACACUGUCUUGCCUUCUCCUGGGCCCAUUGGGCACACCGCCACCCAACCCGGGGACCCCGGGAGACUCGCCAGCUCUCCAGGAUGGGAAUUUCGUGAUGUUCCCUGCCUGAGCUUCGGGGAGGGCGGGGGAGUGCUGUAAGGGACUAUCGCGCAAGUGCAGAUCCUCUGCUUCUGCCGCAAACGGCGGGCCUCACCUGGACCCGGGGACUCUUCAACGAGGGCCGCUAGCCUGGCCCGACUGGGCGAGUCCCCGCGUCCCUGCCCGUUCCGUCGCUCAGUUCCACGACUCGCUCCUCUGCCGCCCCGCCUGUGUGCGGGUGGGUGGGCGCUUCCCUCGGCUCCCCGUGGCACUUUGCAGACGCUCCCCGGCGCCGGGCAUGGGCGCCGCCGCCGUCGGUCCCCGAGCCGGAUUCCGCGCGCGGGAUGGACCCUCGAGUCCAUCCGCGUCUCUCCAUUUGUGGCUGCUGUUUCUGUCCAGUGCCCCUGAGGCCCUCGGCUGCUGGGGUCCGCAGGAAGCCGAGCCAUGAAUGACCGGAGCAGCCGGAGGCGGACAAUGAAGGACGAUGAGACCUUCGAGAUCUCCAUCCCCUUUGACGAGGCGCCCCACCUAGACUCACAGAUCUUUUACAGUCUGAGCCCCACUGGGAGAAACUUCGAGGAGCCUCCGGAGGGUGCGUCCCCCGCCCUGGCUCUGAUGAACAGCGUCAAGGCCCAGCUGCACAUGGCUCUGGAGAGGAACUCCUGGCUGCAGAAGCGCAUCGAGGACCUGGAGGAAGAGAGGGACUUCCUGCGGUGCCAGCUGGACAAAUUCAUCUCUUCUGCUCGGAUGGAGGCAGAGGACCACUGCCGGAUGAAGCCUGGGCCCAGGCGGAUGGAGGGGGACAGCCGUGGUGGGGCUGGGGGCGAGGCCUCGGACCCUGAGUCAGCAGCCUCCUCCCUCAGCGGAGCGUCCGAAGAAGGCAGCGCCAGUGAGAGGAGGCGGCAGAAGCAGAAGGGAGGUGCUAGUCGGAGGCGCUUUGGGAAGCCCAAGGCCCGGGAGAGGCAGCGAGUGAAAGACGCCGACGGGGUCCUCUGCCGGUACAAGAAGAUCCUGGGCACCUUCCAGAAGCUCAAGAGCAUGUCGCGGGCCUUCGAGCACCACCGCGUGGACAGGAACACCGUGGCGCUGACCACGCCCAUCGCCGAGCUGCUCAUCGUGGCCCCCGAGAAGCUGGCCGAGGUGGGCGAGUUCGACCCCUCCAAGGAGCGCCUGCUCGAGUAUUCCCGCCGCUGCUUUCUGGCCCUGGACGACGAGACGCUCAAGAAGGUGCAGGCGCUCAAGAAGAGCAAGCUGCUGCUGCCCAUCACCUACCGCUUCAAGCGGUGAUCGCACCGCGCCUCCGCCCGGGCCUUCCUCCCCCGCGGACCCCGGCCCUCCCCAGACCCCGGUGGAUGACCUGCCCCUCUCCCCGCCGCGCCCCUGCCCCUCCUCCUCGCUCCCUGGGUUGGGGGCUCCCUUAGCCGGGCCCCCAAGCGCGACGGCCCCGGACAGGCCGCGGCCCCUUCCCGAACGCCGGCACCCCCUUCCGCUUGGGCUGCCCAGCCCUGUCCUCGCCGGGCCCCUUCCCCCUGGAAAACCAGGCAGGCGGGUGCCCCCCUCUCGGGUGGGGGACUGUACAGACCCCGUGUCCGCCCCGGCCCCGCGGAGGAGCUGCCCACCUGAUUCCCGGACAGACCUCCCCAACUCCGCGUGAGACAGAGAAUUAUUCAGAGAAUUAAAAUUAAAAAACGAUGUCAAAAUUUGGAAUAAA